AUGGCCAUUACUUCACUAACCCUUUUCAAGAUGAUCUUUGUUUUCUUCAUUCUCUUCACUCUUCUCACGCCUCAAGCCGUGGCUGGUUGUGAAGCUGAAUCAGCAAACGCAUGUAACAACAGAAAGAAAGCCCUACCACUAAAACUCAUAGCCAUAUUCACCAUCUUAGUCUCCAGCGUAAUUGGUGUGACACUACCCUUAGUGACACGUUCAGUCCCAGCCUUGAGCCCUGAAAACGAUCUCUUCAUAAUUGUGAAGUGCUUCGCAGCUGGUAUCAUUCUUGGGACGGGGUUCAUGCACGUGCUUCCCGAUUCCUUUGACAUGUUAAGGUCUGAUUGCUUGAAGGAGAAACCGUGGCAUGAGUUUCCGUUUUCAGGACUUGUGGCUAUGUUUUCUGCGAUAAUAACGAUGAUGGUGGAUUCUUUGGCCUCAAGUGUUUAUACCAAGAAGUUUAGAACUGAGGUUAUUCCAGCUGAGAGCAGCCCUGCAGGUGGUGGGGAUCGAGAGAUGGGUUCUGUCGUUAACUUUGGCCAUUUCCAUGGCCACCACCAUCCUCAGAGCAAGACAGAAGGCCAAGAAUCACAACUUCUACGUUAUCGUGUUGUUGCCAUGGUUUUAGAACUUGGGAUUGUGGUUCAUUCAGUGGUUAUAGGACUUGGCAUGGGAGUUUCAAACAACACAUGCACCAUAAAAGGUCUUAUAGCCGCGCUUUGCUUGCAUCAAAUGUUUGAAGGCAUGGGUCUAGGAGGUUGCAUUCAGCAGGCUGAGUACAAGUUCUUAAAGAAGGCCAUCAUGGUGUUUUUCUUCUCCGUGACAACCCCAUUUGGAAUUGCCCUAGGAAUUGCAAUGGCCACGACCUACAAAGAGAACAGCCCUGGUGCACUUAUCACUGUGGGGUUGCUGAACGCUUCCUCUGCAGGUCUUCUGAUCUACAUGGCUUUGGUUGACCUUCUCUCUGCGGAUUUCAUGAGCCCUAGGUUGCAGGGUAACAUCAACCUUCAAUUCAAAUCUUACUUAGCUGUGUUUUUGGGUGCUGGUGGCAUGUCUUUAUUGGCAAAAUGGGCUUAG
This is a messenger RNA of Sphenostylis stenocarpa, 1068 nucleotides long. Lineage: Eukaryota; Viridiplantae; Streptophyta; Magnoliopsida; Fabales; Fabaceae. The record is from the annotation of a GenBank genome assembly.